Messenger RNA from Caenorhabditis auriculariae, 2899 nucleotides. The record is from the annotation of a GenBank genome assembly. NCBI's taxonomy places the organism in Eukaryota, Metazoa, Nematoda, Chromadorea, Rhabditida, Rhabditidae.
AUGUUCGAUUUUGAGCUUCUCCCCCACGAAAUGCAGCUGGAAAUCGUCAAGCAGGUAUAUCUAAAAGAUAAUUUGUGGCUUUUUUCGAUCUUUGGAAAACCAAGGGAAGGUUUGAACUCGGAUUGUUUACUAAUUGUUUGAUCUUGAUUAAACAUCAAUAUGUACACAAAAUGUUCAAGUUUUGAAACAUCAAGGAAAUAAGGAAAACAAAGGAAGUAGCACGCGCGAAAAAUCGGGAAAGUUCAUAGUGCUUAGGAAUUACAGAGUGGUCCCUAUAGGGUUCUGAAGUACCCCCUCUAGAGAAAGCUCUUCUUCUCCCUAUAGGGGUCACUUAAGCUUGCGAAAUUGGUCUCUAUCGGGGAUUUCAGUUAAUGGCCCCUAUAGGGGAGCAACCUAGUAGUAUAUUGAUAUGAUCAACAGAGAAGUAAUCGAUAAAGCUUUUCCUUCUGAUGUUCGAUUCCGAACAAAAUAAAGGACCCCUAUAGGGGCCACUUGAGCUUUAGGAGCUUAGGGGUCAUACUCUCAUACCCCUAAAGUGGGCACUUUCUUGUCCCCCGCAAAGGCAUCUCACCUUUGGACCCUAUAGGGACCACUCUGACGUUCCUGAACACAUUAUAAGUUCUCGAGGAAAACUUCGAAAUUUCUUAAGGCUUUCCAGAAAUUUUUAACAUCUUUCAUAAUUCCCUUCUAAAAAAGGAGUUCAGGUAGAAUUUCGGACGCUUCAACGGAUGAAAAUCGCUUCGCAACAUGUCAAAAAACUCAUCCAACGCUAUAAAAGAUAUACAAAACCGAUGCCGAUAAGACAGCUGCUUGUAACGCCGGUCAGUUUCAGGAAAAUCAUGAAAAGCUGAAUUCUUCUGUUGUAGUUUCGCUUAUAGUCCAUUCUGCGCCAGCUGGUCGCAAUUUUCUUUUUUCUCCGAGCAAAAAAGAAGCUCUUUCUUUGAGCUGUCCCUCGGCAUGUGUCUUUAAUUUGGCCCCUUGGAAAAAAUCAUCAGAAUGGAAUGGAACACUUUUUUGAUUUUUUGAAGUGUUCAGCACGGAGUAUCGUACAAAAAACUGAGCUUAGCCCUGAAAUUCUGACUUCUCAUCCUCUUUCAAGAUUCUUACGAUACAAAAUUUUAAAGGCACAGUCAAAAUAUUAUUCAUUUUUGUGUUUCAGGGAAAACUCAGUUUCACGCUGGAAGGCUCCUGUGACGUCGUGUCGAUGGAACCGGGCCAAGCGGCCGAUUUUUUGAAGGGAGCCGUUGUGGACCUUCUUUGGUUCGAAAUGGUGCGUUUUUAAUGCUUUUCUUCGAAAAAAGCUGAAAAAUCUUCCAGCCAUCCAGCAGCGAAGAGGAGGAACCCUGUGAGAUCCUCUCCAGAACCCUGCCGUCGUCUUUGAAGAUCAACACCUUGAAACUGGGAUCAAGCCGUCGCCAAUGUGACGUCACGCGGCUUUUCGAGCUCCUCGCUCAGUGGUUCUGUACGAAUUUGAUCGUCGAGUGGCGGUUCCACGUCCCGCGCGAUUUUUAUGCUCAGGCUCGACUUCAGCAGGUUCGAUUUUGGGUUUUCAUUGCUUUCUUGGUCGACUUCAAAAAUAAUUAUUGCCUUGGAAAUUUGCCAAGCCUUUUCCUGUUCAAAGUGAAUUUGAAGAUUGAAAAAUCGCAGAAAAAAGAAAAAAAUUCUUUUUAUUAGCUUGCCGACAAAAAGUCUGACCUGUCUGCGCCCUCUUCUCCCUCACCAAGGAGGCCAGAGAAAAGAGGAAAUAGCACGUAAAAAUGAGAGAGCGUAGAGAAAUCAGGCUAUUUCAACUUUUGGGGAAUUGAGAGUGUGAAUGAUUAUUUCCGAAAUUUCUCUCAAAAUAUUUUCAUUCGCCAAGUUUCGAAACAGUCUGACUUGUCUGCGCUCUCUCCUCUCUCACCGCUUCAUAGAAAAGGGGAAAUAGCUCGUAAAUAUGAGAGAGCGUAGGGAAAUCAGGCUAAUUCAUCUUUUGGUGAAAUGAAAAACUUCUCUGUCAAAAUACCUUAAUUAGCCGAGCUCUGAGACAGUCUGACCUGUCUGCGCUCUCUUCUCACUCACCGGGCCAUAGAAGAGGGGAAAUAGCAUGUAAACAUGAGACAGUCGAUAAAGAUGUUAAUUUCAUAUUUUCAGCUCGAUGGCCUUUCGAUCGGCGAGGAAUCAGCUCGAGAUUGGUUCGAGCCGAUGGAGAGCUCACAGCUGCUCCAGUUCACCGGCUCCUGGCUCGAAGUCGGAGCCAACUCGUGCUCCCCGCAGGACCUAAUCAAGCUCAUUGAGGUGGGAUUUGCUAGGAGAACUUCGAAAUUUUGACUCUCACUUGGUCUAGCCGGAGCUAACGUAGCUUUUUGUAUAAAAGGCCUUUUCCAGAAUAUACUUCGUUUUUCGCGACUUUAAAAUAUUUUUCUCUGCGCCCUCCUCGUCUCUCGGCGACCCUCUCGUGUUGCCGUGCUAUUUUCACGUUUCUCUGAUCUCGCCGGUGAGGGAAAAGAAAGACGCAGACACUGUCAAAUCGCGACGAAUGGGCUAGAAAGUUGAAAGAUGUAUCUUACUUGCUCUAGCCUGUCUGCGCCCUCUUUUCCCUAACCGGUGAGGUCAUGUAAAAGACGUGAAUAGCGUGUAACUUCGAGAGAGCACCGAGCAUAACAGAAUGAAAUUUCAGAGAUGGAAAUCCGGAAAGAUCCACGAGAUCACCCUCUACAACAUCGCGCUGUCCUUCCCGAUGGUCGAACUGGCGUCCUUGUUGAAGUCGGUGGCGAAGCUGAACACGAUGACGUCCUGGACGGCGACGAGGGGAAGCCAAGGACUUCGUAUCACCUACUACCACCGAACCAACUUUGCCAAUUUCCCCUCCAUUGUCCUCCAACAGUUCCAAGUCAACCGUUGGUUUGAAAACUUUGAAUGA